Molecule: messenger RNA, 826 nt
Organism: Onthophagus taurus
Lineage: Eukaryota; Metazoa; Arthropoda; Insecta; Coleoptera; Scarabaeidae
Biological process (GO): defense response to bacterium
Cellular component (GO): extracellular region
Source: RefSeq, a predicted model, not a curated record
UAAACUUGUAUAAUUAUAAAAUGUAAACAUACUUCGAGAUAGAAAUAACACUGAUAACAAAUGUGACCUCGACAUUAAAUUGUUAAUUAAGAUGAGAUUAGAGCCAAGAAAAUUUAAGUUUUUUUCUCAAUCUAAAAUUUUGGAAUCCCCUUUUCGUAGGAAAACAAAGAGAAUCGUGAUAUAUAAACCUCGCUGCUGUUAUCAUUCAACACAGUUCAUCAACUGCUUUAAUUGAACAAGUAGUAAAAGAACAAUUUAAAAAAUGAAUUCUGCUUUGUUAAUAGCUUCUCUUUGUUUCGUUUCGGCUGUUAUUGCCCUUCCAUAUCCCGAUAUAGUAGCAAAUGAGGAUGGUGAACUUUAUCAAUUGGUACCUUUGGAACGAGUUAGAAGAGGAAGUGUGUAUGGAAACGUUGACAUCACAGAUCCAGGUAAUUACAUUGUCGGUACAAAAAAUACACCAAUUGAUAACAAGAAUCAUAGAUUGGAUACGCAUGUUUUUGCCACCGAUAACAUCCGUCAUCAUAAUCCUUUAACCGUCGGUGGCGAAGCCAGCUAUUUACAUAAACCAACUGCAAGUACAGCACAUUUAGAAGCCACUCAUACUGAAAAAUGGGGCACCGAUUUAAAAGCAUCUGGAAGAUACAACUUUUUCCAAGAUAAACAUAGCAAUGCUAAUGUUGAAGCUUUCGGUUCAAAACAUUUGGGAGGGUUUGGAAAGCAACCUACCGAUUAUGGAGUUAUGUUUAAUUAUAGAAGAGAUUUUAAUUAAACUUAAGUUUUAUACUUUUUAUAAUAUUCAUUGGUUGUAAUAAAUAUUAGUUGAAUU